Xenopus tropicalis (tropical clawed frog) is the source of this 2169-nucleotide messenger RNA. Its product is annotated as provisional ortholog of tripartite motif containing 25. Lineage: Eukaryota; Metazoa; Chordata; Amphibia; Anura; Pipidae. The coding region runs from base 553 to 2127 and encodes 524 amino acids. Gene Ontology annotation, biological process: antiviral innate immune response. The record is from RefSeq and is a predicted model, not a curated record. Gene Ontology annotation, cellular component: cytoplasm. Gene Ontology annotation, molecular function: zinc ion binding. The transcript is spliced from 2 exons.
CUGGGGUGUAACCUCGCUGCGGCAGGACACCCCCCCUGUGUUUCCUUGGAAUCCACCCUAGCUGCGGCAGGAAGAUUCCCUCCAACUGUGUCAAUUUCCCUAUCCUCUAUGGAAGGACUGUUUGCCCCUGGAAUCAAGUAGUGUGAUUCUGUGGAACUACCCAAAAAGGAACUUUGCUUAUCUCCAUUGGAAAUGCCUGGGGAGACUACCCAGUUAAUUGUGGACUGUCUGGGUGGGAAAGCUUUGUGUAUUGGGGGUUGGGCUGGGAGCCAAACUAUUAAUAUAUUAUAUGUUUAGGUUAUGGGGGACAUUAAUAAACACAACAGAUGAGGAAAUAUAUCUUCCCCCCUGUACCCCCAGCCUGAUGGUUUGGGUUCAGUUUCCCAUAAGGGCCAUCUGAUGGGUUCUUUAAAUGGGCAGAGCUGGCACUUUGUGUCUGUAGAGAGUGAAUGCAAAUGCCCCACCCUGUGUGAGAGGGGGAGUUAAAACUAAUCCAACUGGUUAUAGAGAGAGAGGAACUUUCAGUUUCAUUUCUUGUUCCUGAUUCCAGCGAUGGCGGCUGCUGAUCUGAGAGCCGAGCUGAGCUGCUCCAUCUGCCUGAGCAUUUAUACUGAUCCGGUAUCCCUGCCCUGUGGCCAUAACUUCUGCCGGGGCUGCAUUGGGGGGGUGCUGGGUACCCAGGAGGGGUCUGGGCGUUAUUCCUGCCCUGAAUGCAGAGCUGAGUAUCAGGAGCGCCCUGCCCUGCCCAGGAACAGAGCUCUGGGGAACAUAGCAGAGAGGUUCCGUCCGACUGAGACAGAGCCGGGGGAGACUGGGAUCUUCUGCACUUACUGUCUCCUCUCUCCUGUACCUGCUGCUAAAUCCUGUCUCCUGUGUGAGGCUUCUCUGUGUGAUACCCACCUGAGGGGGCACUGCCAGUCAGCAGAACAUGUACUCACUGAGCCCACCGCUUCCUUUAUGGGGAGAAAAUGUUCUGUACAUCACAAGGUUCUGGAGUAUCACUGCUGUGAGGACUCUGCCUGUAUCUGUGUGUCCUGCUGCCUGGCCGGGGAGCACCGGGGCCACAAGGUGGAGCUGCUGAGUGAGGCCUCUGAGAAGAAGAAAGAGAAACUGAGGAAAGUUCUGGAGAAACUGAGCCCAGAGAGAGAGGAGACUGAGAGAGGAGCCCAGAGGCUGCAGGAGCGCAGGAGAGAAGUGGCAGAAGCGGCAGCCGGUGAGACAGAGAGAGUCACUGCCCUGUUUAGGGGCAUCAGGGAAGAGCUGGAAGCCCUAGAGAAGCGACUCCUGAGUGACAUCUCCAGGCAGAAAGAGGAGCUCUCACUCACACUCACUGAGCUGAUCCAACAGCUGGAAAUAAAGAAGGAUGAGCUGUCCGGGAAGAUCCGUCACAUUGAGGAGCUGUGCAACAUGGCAGAUCCACUCACUGUCCUACAGGGCAGAGAGAGAGAGGGUACUGAGGGGGCAGAUACUGAGGGCAGAGAGAGAGAGGGUAUAAAGGUCCCGGCUGUAGGGGAUCUGGAUGUGGGUCGGAUCUCAGAGACAUUACUCACAGGCUUAGCUGGGAUUGUGACUGGGGUAGAGGGAAGGUGGAUCUAUGGGCAGGAGGCUACAGAGCUGGUACUGGAUAUAAACACGGCUGGGAAUCAUGUAUCUGUAUCAGGGGAUGGGAAAUCUGCUUCCUACUCACAUACAGACCAGCGUCGCCCACAAACCCCAGAGAGAUUUCAGUAUCCUCAGGCUUUAAGCACCAGGAGUUUCCCCUCAGGGCGACAUUACUGGGAAGUGGAGGGCAGUGAAUCAGGGAGCUGGAGGGUAGGGGCGGCCUAUCCCAGUAUAGAGAGGGGAGGGGGUCAGUCCUACAUUGGGAAUAAUAACAAGUCCUGGGGUUUAAUCAGAUGGAAUAAUAACUAUACAGUGAUACAUGACAGGAAAGACACACAGUUUCCCCACGUCCCUUCCUGCAGGAGAAUCAGGAUCUCAUUGGACUAUGAGGCCGGACGCCUGUCCUUUUAUGAGCUGAGUGAGCCAAUCAGGCACUUACACACCUUCACUGCCUCCUUCACUGAGCCCCUUCAUGCUGCAUUCUGUGUAUGGAGGGAUGGUACCUGUGUGAGAAUCAUUAGUUAGGGCCCCGCCCACUGCCCAGCAGGAACCCCAUUCCCAGAGCUG